AUGUCUGAGCAAGACGUUCAUCCAAAUGAUUUCAGUGCACAGCGAAGUAUGUAUAAAUACUACAUCGAUUCAUAUAAUGCAUUAUAUCAGCUGAAGACGGAAAAUGAAGAAGAAUUAAACAAGAUUUAUAAUAUGAUCAAAACAGAGUUAAUUGAUUCAAAGAAAUAUCAUCCCCAAAAUAUAGUCAAAGAUAUUUUAAACAUUAUUCCGUUUAAUAACCGCUAUACAAAGUCAUAUCUGACUCUUGCCAAAUUCAUAACUGAUGACUACAAUGUAAAAGAAGUCACUGAUAUUUCAGUUAUUUCUGACUUCAUAUUUUAUAAAGAAUAUGGAAUUAAAUUAGGCGAAAUAAUUUUCGUAAAUAUUAACUCAGAAAAUAUCAAUAUUCAUACAGAAAAUACAAUUUAUAGAGCAAUCAUGUAUAAUGACUUAGAGACAUUCAUCUCAUUCACUGAAAGUAAUGGAUUUGAUAAAGAUCAAAAACUUAAAAGCAUGUUAUAUCCCUUAGCUUAUAAUGAAUAUUCAUUACUUGAAUUAUGUUGUUACCACGGAGCAAUUGGUUGUUUCAAGUUAUUAAUAACGAAAUUUAAAUCAGAAAUAACAAAAACAUGUCUUCAAUUAUCAUUUUUAGGCAGAAAUCAAGAGAUUAUGAGUGAAUGUUUGAAAUAUCAAAAACCAGAUUCUUUUUGUAUGGACUAUGCAAUUAUUUCACACAACAUUGAUUUUGUUACUUUCCUAAUGAAUGAGUACAAUAUAGAGAUCAAUUUAGAUUAUUGUACAAAAAAUAAUAAUCUAGAAUCAUUUUUAGUUUAUUUCGAUCAAACUAAUAAUUUUAACUUAUGCUUUGAUUAUUCAAAACAUUUUGAAAUUCCAUCUCUUUGUCAAUAUUUCCUUUCACUUGGUGCAAAUGUUAAUAUAAAAAAUUAUUAUGGAGAAACCGCUCUUCAUUAUGCAGCACUUAAUAAUAGUAAAGAAAUAGUAGAAGUUCUUCUUUCGUAUGGUGCAAAUAUCAAUGAAAAAGAUGAAUCUGGAGAAACCGCUCUUCAUAAAGCAGCACUUCAUAAUAGUAAAGAAGAAGCAGAAGUUCUUCUUUUGCAUGGUGCAAAUAUCAAUGAAAAAGAUGAAUCUGGAGAAACCGCUCUUCAUAUUGCAGCAUUUAAAAAUAAUAAAGAAAUAGUAGAAGUUCUACUUACGCAUGGUGCAAAUAUCAAUGAAAAAAAUAAAAAUGGAAAAGCUGCUCUUCAUAAUGCAGCACUUCAUAAUAGUAAAGAAACAGUAGAAGUUCUUCUUUCGUAUGGUGCAAAUAUCAGUGGAAAAGAUGAAGAUGGAGAAACAGCUCUUCAUGUUGCAGCACUUCAUAAUAGUAAAGAAAUAGUAGAAGUUCUUCUUUCGUAUGGUGCAAAUAUCAAUGAAAAAGAUGAAUCUGGAGAAACCGCUCUUCAUAAAGCAGCACUUCAUAAUAGUAAAGAAGAAGCAGAAGUUCUUCUUUUGCAUGGUGCAAAUAUCAAUGAAAAAGAUGAAUUUGGAAAAACAGCUCUUCAUAAUGCAGAAUGUCAAAAUAAUAAAGGAAUAGUCAAACUUCUUCUUUCUCAUGGUGCCAAAAUUUAA
Messenger RNA from Trichomonas vaginalis G3, 1608 nucleotides. RefSeq names its product ankyrin repeat and SOCS box-containing protein 4 family. Gene Ontology annotation, molecular function: protein binding. The record is from RefSeq and is a predicted model, not a curated record. Bases 1 to 1608 code for a protein of 535 amino acids. The transcript has a single exon. NCBI's taxonomy places the organism in Eukaryota, Parabasalia, Trichomonadida, Trichomonadidae.